Messenger RNA from Cololabis saira (Pacific saury), 2433 nucleotides. RefSeq names its product homeobox A9a (gene hoxa9a). Gene Ontology annotation, cellular component: nucleus. The coding region runs from base 905 to 1705 and encodes 266 amino acids. Gene Ontology annotation, molecular function: RNA polymerase II cis-regulatory region sequence-specific DNA binding; DNA-binding transcription factor activity, RNA polymerase II-specific. Gene Ontology annotation, biological process: regulation of transcription by RNA polymerase II; embryonic skeletal system morphogenesis; DNA-templated transcription. Lineage: Eukaryota; Metazoa; Chordata; Actinopteri; Beloniformes; Belonidae. The transcript has 2 exons. The record is from RefSeq and is a predicted model, not a curated record.
UGUGUGUGUGUGUGUGUAUUCGUAUGUAUUCGUCACCCCUUAUGGCUCAGUCUGGGAUAGUUCUUCGUCAUAACAGGUAUUUGUGCUCAAGCUAACGUUUAAUAUUUUUGAUCAGCUCUCUCGUCGAUCCAAAUGCUUAUCUCACAGCAUAUUAGACGCAACCUGCUUCAAAAAUGCUUGUUUUUGUUUUUCAACCUGCAUAUAUCUCACAUUAGUGUUGGAAUAGCUGACGAAGAAUAUAAACGCAUACUGAAAGAUAUUUUGACGCAGCCGAGGAAAAAAAAGAUUGUAAAAUAAACGCAGGAUAUAAUGCGUUUUGGCUGUUAUUUAUGAUCUCAGCUUCAAACGUUGAGCUGCAAAGUUUCUGUAAUAUGCUGGUGUUUUAAAAUGGAUUUUGGCGAGCGGCAAUAGCAGGGUGCUUACGUGUCCAAUAAAGUAUCUCGUAAAGUAUGGCUUCCAGAUACAUAUUGUAUCAUUGUGGAUAACCGAGAAGGGGUUGUAACAGCUGCAAGUGGAAAUGAUACUGUGGAAGUCUAUUUGGUCAUUCAUAUUUUUUUAGUUCACAAUGAUCAGAUCUUUCUUUAAUAUUGAUAAUUCUUAAAAGUCGAAGUUGUUAUAGCAGAUCGGGUGAGUAUUUAAUGACCGCAGGGAUUGAUUUAUCCUUUAUUGUUCAGCCUUAUGAUCACGUGUGUCCGCUACCCAAUGGCAUGGCAGCCUGGCUCCCCAUUACUUUCCCACUGUAGUUCUCAGUGAGGCCAAGUUGCUACUUGAUUUCUCCACAUUGUUAUUUUGUGAGGCUGGGUUUACUGCGUGUGCAUGUGUGUGUGUGGUUGUGUGUGUGCGCGCUGGACUUUUGCAUGUAUCUGUUGUAUGACUGCAUACAUGUGAAAGUAAUUUUUCUGCCAUGUCGACAUCGGGAACACUGACGAGCUACUACGUCGACUCUCUCAUUCUGCCCGAGAGCGAGGAGCUCUCUGUUCCGAGGUACCCGUCCGGUCCCGGGCUGCAGCACGCCAGGCAGCCCGCCUCCAUCAGCGACCACCACGGCGAGCUCGGUUCGUGCACCUUCCCCUCCAAAAGCCCGGUGUUCGGGCCGUCAUGGAACCACGUCCCCGCGCAGUUCCCGGGCGCCGUCUCCUCGGUGUAUCACCACCACUACGGGCACCCCCAGGGGCCGGUGGGCGCGGAUACAGACGGCCGCUAUCAGUCCUGGCUGCUCGAACCCAUGUCCGGCUCCAUCCCGAUGACCGGGCUACCCUCCACCCACCACUACGCCAUCAAACCGGAGGGUUUCGGGACGCGGGCUGACGCUGGCGCGCUGGCCGGCUCCCACACGGCGCUGCUUCUCUCCGACUACGCCAACGGCACCGUGGCGACAACAUCACCGGGGGGGAAGGACGAGCUGGCGGCGCAGGCGGGGGACGCAACCGUAGAGGUGGAGGAGAAACCCGCUCUAGACCCAAAUAACCCGGUGUCCAACUGGCUCCACGCGAGCGCCACGAGAAAAAAGCGCUGUCCGUACACCAAGCACCAAAUCCUGGAGUUGGAGAAAGAAUUCCUCUUCAACACCUACCUGACCAGGGACCGUAGGUACGAGGUGGCGAGGCUGCUAAACCUCACCGAGAGACAGGUUAAAAUUUGGUUCCAAAACCGCAGGAUGAAGAUGAAGAAGUUUAAUAAGGACGGCGCACCGAAAGACGACUGAGCCGCGGAUGAGAAGUAUUUCACUAUUUUAGGCUGAUGACGAGCUUUGUGAAAAGCUCUUAACUCUGCUGGACGUUGUUUUUAACUUUCAUUGUCUUAAUGUUCUAUAUAACAGCUAUAGGAUUAUUUGUCUUGUUAAAAAAAGAAGCAUGUUGGGCUUUAGGUUGAUGCGACUACCUUUAUAUUGCACAAUUUUUACAGUGCCCACUCAUUUUUUUGUCCUUUUCUGUUCUUUCUGUUGUUGUUAUUUUUAAUUUGCUCCUUGCCUCACUUCAUUUGAAUUAAUACCUCGUUUAAGUGUAAUAGUUGGCCCGGUGCUUGUGCUUGUUUGUGUAUGGAUGUUUCUAGCACGGUGUGUUUUGUUUUUUUGUAGCUAUAUUUGUUGUUUAUCUCAGAGCCAACCGAGCAUAUAGUUUGUACAUUGUACUAAUUUUAUUGUUGUUUCUCCAUAGAACCACGAUUGAUUACGACGAGUUUGAUACUAAUGUUAGAAAAUGUAGCAAAAGUGGAUUGCUCGCAUUUAAAGUAGGUGCAUAAACAGCAGAAAUCUCUUGAAAAAUUCUUACGAAAUUAAAGGAUGUUAUAGAAGCUAUAUUACAUGACAUGACUGACUACCUAUGUCUUUCAACUACCUACAGUAUAUGUUUUUAGAAUUGUAGUAGAGCUGCCUGCAGCACUGUUGAUAUGACGGACUGGAUUUCAGGGAGAAACAUUUUCAAGGGACUUAAU